Molecule: messenger RNA, 600 nt
Organism: Acomys russatus (golden spiny mouse)
Lineage: Eukaryota; Metazoa; Chordata; Mammalia; Rodentia; Muridae
Gene: Hspb3
Product: heat shock protein family B (small) member 3
Exons: 1
Coding region: 74-538 (154 amino acids)
Cellular component (GO): nuclear speck; cytoplasm
Source: RefSeq, a predicted model, not a curated record
GGAGCUCUCAGGCAACGCCAGGGGCUGGACGCUCACGGAGGGGAGGCUGCUAAACGUCGGGGUUGCCUCUGCUAUGGCAAAAAUCAUCUUGCGGCACCUCAUUGAGACCCCAGUGCGCUAUCAGGAGGAGUUUGAAGCUCGAGGCUUAGAAGACUGCAGACUGGAUCACGCGCUCUACGCACUGCCGGGACCAACCAUCCAGGACCUGAGGCAAGCCAGAGGCACGCCGCGGGCUCUCGUGGAAGACCCAGCCUCCGCUGAGACGCUGCCGCCACCUGGAGAAGGCAAAUCCCGCUUCCAGAUCCUGCUGGAUGUGGUCCAGUUCCUUCCCGAGGACAUCAUCAUCCAGACCUUCGAGGGCUGGCUGCUGAUCAAGGCACAGCACGGAGCCAGAAUGGACGAGCACGGCUUUAUAUCACGGAGUUUCACCAGACAGUACAAACUGCCAGAUGGCGUCGAAACCAAAGAUCUAUCUGCCAUCCUCUGUCACGAUGGAAUCCUGGUGGUGGAAGUAAAAGACCCACUAGGGAUCGUGUGAAACCUUUUUGGUUCCUGCUCGUACCACAGGUGGAAGAUGAAAGCCAGUGACAACCGGGGAAU